AUGGAGGAGCAGUCCUGUCUCCUGCCCAGGAAUGCAGUGUGGCUGUGUAGGUCUGAUUCACAGCUUGGUACUGACUCCUCUGCAGAACCUCAAGACUUGCCUCGAGAAGUCUUUGCUGUUGAUCCAACCAAUACGUGUCAAACUCCGAGCACAGAGGUUCUCUACAGAUGCAGGAAAUGCAGACGCGCUCUGUUCCGAAGUUCCAGCAUUUUGUCCCACGUGGAAGGGAGUGGACCGACAGCCUUUGCCCACAAGAGGAUAACAGACUCUAUGCAGCUUUGUGGCAAUGGCCAUGAAAAGUGCACCUCUUACUUCAUUGAGCCUGUGCAGUGGAUGGAGCCAGCACUGCUUGGAGUGUUGGAAGGACAGCUGCUGUGUCCCAAAUGCAGAUCGAAGCUGGGCUCCUUCAGCUGGAGGGGUGAGCAGUGUUCCUGUGGCUGCUGGGUGACACCAGCCUUCCAGAUCCAUAAAAGUCGAGUGGAUGAAGUGAGGACACUGCCAGUUGGUAACUUCCAAACUGCCAAACCCUGA
Messenger RNA from Acanthisitta chloris (rifleman), 531 nucleotides. RefSeq names its product dual specificity phosphatase 12 (gene DUSP12). Lineage: Eukaryota; Metazoa; Chordata; Aves; Passeriformes; Acanthisittidae. Gene Ontology annotation, biological process: protein dephosphorylation. Gene Ontology annotation, molecular function: protein tyrosine/serine/threonine phosphatase activity. The transcript is spliced from 3 exons. The record is from RefSeq and is a predicted model, not a curated record. Gene Ontology annotation, cellular component: nucleus. Bases 1 to 531 code for a protein of 176 amino acids.